Molecule: messenger RNA, 2462 nt
Organism: Chinchilla lanigera (long-tailed chinchilla)
Lineage: Eukaryota; Metazoa; Chordata; Mammalia; Rodentia; Chinchillidae
Gene: Brd9
Product: bromodomain containing 9
Exons: 16
Coding region: 98-1951 (617 amino acids)
Biological process (GO): regulation of transcription by RNA polymerase II
Cellular component (GO): nucleus
Source: RefSeq, a predicted model, not a curated record
GCGCUCGGCGGCGGCGCAGCCAUUUCCGACGGGCUCAAAUCAGUGCUCGGGUGGCUCCUCUCCCGCGGGUCGGUAGCCCGCGUCUGCUGUCGCAGCCAUGGGAAAGAAGCACAAGAAACACAAAGCCGAGUGGCGUUCGUCCUACGAGGAUUACGCGGACGCGCCGCUGGAGAAGCCGCUAAAGCUGGUGCUCAAGGUCGGCGGCAGCGAGGUGACCGAGCUCUCGGGGUCCGGCCACGACUCCAGCUACUACGACGACAGAUCAGACCACGAGCGGGAGAGGCACCGGGAGAAGAAGAAGAAAAAGAAAAAGAAGGCGGAGAAAGAGAAGCACCUGGAUGAUGAGGAGAGGAGGAAGCGGAAGGAAGAAAAGAAGCGAAAGCGAGAGAAAGAGCACUGUGACACAGAAGGAGAGGCUGAAGACUUCGACCCUGGGAAGAAGGUGGAGGUGGAGCCGCCCCCAGACCGGCCAGUGCGAGCGUGCCGGACACAGCCAGCGGAGAACGAGAGCACACCCAUUCAGCAGCUCCUGGAGCACUUCCUCCGCCAGCUUCAGAGAAAAGAUCCUCAUGGAUUUUUUGCUUUUCCUGUGACGGAUGCGAUUGCUCCUGGGUAUUCAAUGAUAAUAAAACAUCCAAUGGACUUUGGCACAAUGAAAGACAAAAUUGUAGCUAAUGAGUACAAGUCAGUCACAGAAUUUAAGGCAGAUUUCAAACUGAUGUGUGAUAAUGCAAUGACCUACAAUAGACCAGACACUGUGUACUACAAGUUAGCCAAGAAGAUUCUCCACGCAGGCUUUAAGAUGAUGAGCAAAGAGCGGCUGUUAGCUCUGAAGCGCAGCAUGUCGUUUAUGCAGGACAUGGAUUUCUCUCAGCAGGCGGCUCUCUUGGGCAGCGAGGACACGGCCGUUGAGGAGCCUGUUCCUGAGGUUGUCCCAGUGCAAGUAGAAACUGCCAAGAAAUCCAAAAAGCCGAGUAGAGAAGUCAUCAGCUGCAUGUUUGAGCCAGAAGGAAAUGCCUGCAGCCUGACCGACAGCACUGCGGAGGAGCAUGUCCUGGCUCUGGUGGAACACGCAGCUGAUGAAGCACGAGACAGGAUCAACAGGUUCCUGCCAGGAGGCAAGAUGGGCUACCUGAGGAAGCUGGGAGAUGGGAGCUUGCUGUACAGUGUGGUGAAUGCAGCUGAGCCCGAUGCUGAUGAAGAGGAGACGCACCCUGUGGAUCUGAGCUCACUCUCCAGCAAGCUGCUCCCAGGCUUCACAACACUGGGCUUCAAAGAUGAGAGGAGAAACAAAGUCACAUUCCUCUCCAGUGCCAGCAGUGCCCUCUCCAUGCAGAAUAAUUGUGUGUUUGGUGACUUGAAGUCGGAUGAGAUGGAGCUGCUGUAUUCGGCCUAUGGAGACGAGACAGGUGUGCAGUGUGCGCUGAGCCUGCAGGAGUUUGUGAAAGAUGCUGGGAGCUACAGCAAGAAGAUAGUGGAUGAUCUCCUGGACCAGAUCACAGGUGGAGACCACUCACGGAUGCUCCUCCAGCUGAAGCAGCGGAGGAACGUGCCCCUGCGAGCUGCGGAUGAAGUGAAGGUUGGGGACUCUCUGGGAGACAGCAGUGGCUCUGUUCUGGAUUUCAUGUCAAUGAAGUCGUAUUCUGAUGUCUCCCUGGACAUCUCCAUGCUUAGCUCUCUGGGGAAGGUAAAGAAGGAGCUGGACCACGAUGAUGGCCACUUGAACCUGGAUGAGACAGCGAAGCUCCUGCAGGACCUGCAUGAAGCGCAGGCAGAGCGAGGUGGCUCCCGGCCGUCCUCCAACCUCAGCUCCCUGUCCAAUGCUUCUGAGAGGGAGCAGCACCCCUCAGGAAGCCCUUCUCACCUUAGUGUUGGGGAGCAGCAGGAUGUGACCCACGACCCUUACGAAUUCCUUCAGUCUCCAGAACCAGCAGCCUCUGUGAAGAACUAACUUACAAGUAGUCCUAAGUUUCUUGUGUUUUGUAGUUCGGUUUGCUUGUAAAGUCUGUCAUGAAAGACUUGUACCGUCACUUUGGCCUGCAGCUCUGCCCAAGGAGUGCUGGCCUGCCUGUACCAUCGUGCCUCGUAUCAGUCGCACAGAGACCCACUGUUGCUGCUGCAGCCAUCUGUGGGCGGAGAGCACAGCAGUGCAGCCUGCAGCCAGCCAUGCAGCUCCUUGGUGCCCCCAGCUUCAGCCACAUGGGCCCGUCUGCACGGAUGUGGACCACAGGCCUGGAGAGCUACCCAGGAGCUGAGGGACAGUCCAGUGGGCAGCCUACAUCUGUGCCCACCAUGCCUCAGGAGGGAGGUGUUACACUGGAAGACAGGCAUCAAUGGCCGUGGGAUCAGCGUCAAGUGCAACGAAGCGUCCGUACCUAGGUGUUUUUUUUGGAUGCCCGUGUGUGCCACAGACUGCUCUGGCCACAGAUGCCAAUAAAGUAGACACUCUGAGCUGGCAAGCA